UAUAUGCAAGUUACAGACAUUGUUUCACUCUUAAGAUAUGUAUGUAUCGCGUCUUGAGAUGAUGCAAAUAGCAAGAGUGUCAAAUACAUGCAGACAACUUUUGGUGCUUAUUUGAUUGUAACGAUAAAAAUUCAGAAGGCAGCGUAUGCAAUUGAAUUUUCGCUUUUUAUUUGUUUGGUUUCGAACUAUGCCAGCACGAUUUUUCGGCUCUACAUAGUACUUCUAAAUUGUAUUUUGCAAUGCACUCACUGUUGUAAUACUCCGUACAAUUCAUUUGUACUAGUACUGCUAGCUUACAUACAAAUUAUAAUUAGCUUCGGCCUUAAGGCAUUUGCCAGUUUGAAGUCAGUUAUUGCCUCCCUUCCCGGUGCAUUAAGAAAUUCGAAAAGAGAGAGAAAAACUGUGGUUUUAUCUAACAGCAGAAAACAUCGAGAAAAAAGUAGAUAAAGUAAGAAACAGCAUCUGGUCCAGUUUGAGACUUGUUAGGUUAUUCCUUUUCAAACAAUUUGAAGAAUGCUAUUGUGCAUCUUGAUCCUGCUUUGCUUAGAUGUGCAACAGACUACCGAUCUUUAAUAAUUGUGCCAUUUUGAUUAACUGUUAGAGGUUACAUACACAUUGUCCAAGAAAUACAAUUACUGCUUAAUAAUGAGUAUAUAUUAUGUCCUGCUGAGCUAUUUAUCGUGUGAAC
Molecule: messenger RNA, 688 nt
Organism: Mycotypha africana
Lineage: Eukaryota; Fungi; Mucoromycota; Mucoromycetes; Mucorales; Mycotyphaceae
Exons: 2
Coding region: 88-447 (119 amino acids)
Source: RefSeq, a predicted model, not a curated record